GACCUGCAGACCAGAGGGAUGAACUGGAGUCAGAGCUGGCAGGUUUUGUGGAAAUAAAGUUUCUCCGUGACCCUCUGUGGAUAUAAGGAGGUCUGCGGAGGAGCCCGUAUUGUUUUCAGGUGGAUCUACAUGAUGGAAUGGAGCGAGUGUUGAGUUUGAGCAGCUGUGAGACGGAGGAGUUGAACAUGGAGCAGCAUUAGUCCGGAGAUAGCCCCAGGCAGCAGAGCCACAACCAGGAGGAGGAGAGUCCCACGGCAGAGUGAAGGAAGUGUUCCACAGUCCGACUGGAUAGAACAGCACAGGGAAAACUGUGGAGGGAGGGAGGGGGAAACCGGCAAAGGAGAAGAGAAACAGAGGCAGCAGGUUAGAACUAGAACAGGUAACUCUAGUGCAGGGAAGCGGAGACGGUCACUGGAUGUAAAUUCGGGCUGUGUGAGCUGCACUAACGUCCAUGAGCAAAGUUCUGUCCAACAUCCCAUUCUGAAAGAAGCCAAAGGUGGAUUUGAACUGAAACCUAAAAGUCACAUCUGGAGGAAGACGAAGAUCACCUGAUUCCAGCAAACAUGGAUGGAAGACCCACCUGUGACCAGUGUGGGAAGACUUUCACCAGACUGAGUGGGCUGAAGAAACACCAACGCAUCCACACUGGAGAAAGACCAUAUGACUGUGACCAGUGUGGGAAGACUUUCACCACAAUGAGUGGGCUGAAGAUACACCUAGGCAUGCACACUGGAGAAAAACCAUAUGACUGUGACCAGUGUGGGAAGACUUUCACCAGAAUGAGUGGGCUGAGGAAACACCAACGUAUCCACACUGGAGAAAAACCAUAUGACUGUGACCAGUGUGGGAAGACUUUUACCACAAUGAGUGGGCUGAAGAUACACCUACGCAUGCACACAGGAGAAAAACCAUAUGACUGUGAGCAGUGUGGGAAGACUUUUAUCACAGCAAGUACGUUAAAAAGGCACCAACGCAUUCACACUGGAGAAAGACCAUAUGACUGUGACCAGUGUGGGAAGACCUUUACCAGAAUGAAUGUGCUGAGGGAACACCUACGCAUUCACACUGGAGAAAGACCGUAUGACUGUGACCAGUGUGAAAAGACUUUCAUCACAAUGAAUGGGCUGAAGGAACAUCUACACUUCCACACUGGAGAAAGAUCAUAUGACUGUGACCAGUGUGGGAAGACUUUUACUUCAGCAAGUUACUUAAAAAUUCACCAACGCUUCCACAGUGGAGAAAGACCAUAUGACUGUGACCAGUGUGGGAAGGCUUUUAUCACAGGAAGUAUGUUAAAAAGGCAUCAACGCAGCCACACUGGAGAAAGACCAUAUUACUGUGACCAGUGUGGGAAGACUUUCACCAGAAUGAGUGUGGUGAAGGAGCACCUACACAUCCACAAAGGAGAAAGACCAUAUGACUGUAACCAGUGUGGGAAGACUUUUGCCACAGCAACUUACUUAAAAAGGCACCAACGCAUCCACACUGGAGAAAGUCCAUAUUAUUGUGACCAGUGUGGGAAGACUUUCAAGUCCUUUUCUGCUUUACAUUAUCACCAGAGGAAGUUGAUAUACCCCUGUGAUAGGUGCACAAAGAUAUGCUGGUCAUCUUCCUCUUACAAGUAUCACCAACAGACCCAUAUUGCAGAGAAUCCCAGCAGUUCAGAUUCUGUGACAGAUCUUUUAUCACAGGUUCACAAUGCACCAAACAUGAACGUGUCAAACAUCUGCACGAAAGACAAAAAUUGAACAGCUGUACAAAAAGCAAGACUCUAGUCAAUCAGUUUCCAAACAAAAAGUGACCGAAACAGUUGGAGUCAAUGUCCAAACAGAUUGUGGUCAUCCCCUGCUCUCUCCCAUCAUCAGCGCAGAUAUGAAUCAUCAACGUCUGGACCAAACAGUACCUCAGCAUCAGAUGAGAAGAA
Sphaeramia orbicularis (orbiculate cardinalfish) is the source of this 1924-nucleotide messenger RNA. RefSeq names its product zinc finger protein 239-like. The record is from RefSeq and is a predicted model, not a curated record. Gene Ontology annotation, biological process: regulation of transcription by RNA polymerase II. Gene Ontology annotation, molecular function: DNA-binding transcription factor activity; RNA polymerase II cis-regulatory region sequence-specific DNA binding. Lineage: Eukaryota; Metazoa; Chordata; Actinopteri; Kurtiformes; Apogonidae. Bases 564 to 1748 code for a protein of 394 amino acids. The transcript has 3 exons.